Molecule: messenger RNA, 1515 nt
Organism: Eremothecium gossypii ATCC 10895
Lineage: Eukaryota; Fungi; Ascomycota; Saccharomycetes; Saccharomycetales; Saccharomycetaceae
Product: AFR735Wp
Exons: 1
Coding region: 1-1515 (504 amino acids)
Biological process (GO): cellular response to biotic stimulus
Source: RefSeq, marked provisional
AUGGUAGGGUAUCCGUUUGACUCCAUUGAAUUUACCAAGACGCCUCCGGCGCCAACACCAGCUUCUGCAGGGGCGAAGUACGGAGUGCGGACGACCGAUUCACCCACAAUCGCCAAUGCGCCAUUGCCUGCCGAGGGCUCUUCCUCUAAGCACUUUUCGAAUACGAUGAUGAUGGGUUUGGUAUUUGGCAUUCCGUUUUACGUGAACUACAAGCUUGGAGGAGGGAAUUUUGCCUAUUUGUUCUGGACGACGGUAUUUGCUCUUCCUACCUUGAUGUCUUACUGGACGCUUGCAUCCAAGUAUAGCCCACGUCUAAACGAGAAGUGUAUGCUUCCAGGUAAGCCAAUUGAGCACUACUUGACGUUCCAUGACGAGGAUCUGGCCAAGAAGUACCACGGCAAAAAAAUACCUAUGGAGACGUUCCAUGAACUCUAUUUUGCGAACAAGGUUUCCUUCAACGGUGAUGCAUUGGAAAUUCUGGAAUACCGUCACGAUUGGGCCGAGUUUUCCUUCACUUUGUCUUUGUUCCGGUUCUUCUUGCUGGGCAUGAUCCCCGAGAUGAUCAUGCACACUAGAUCGCAGGAUGAAGAGCAGGUGAGAGGGCACUACGACCGUGGUGAUGAUUUUUACGCUUGGUUCCUGGGCCCUAGAAUGGUCUACACCAGUGGCGUGAUCUCUGACGCCGAUGUUGAGGAGUCUUUGGAGCAAUUACAGGAUAACAAGCUGAAGGUGGUCUGUGAAAAGUUGAACCUGCACCCAGGGGAACAUGUUCUCGACCUUGGUUGUGGCUGGGGAACCUUUGCCACUUAUGCUUCUAAGGUUUAUGGCGCCAAGGUUACUGGGAUUACUCUCGGCAAGAACCAAACUGCAUGGGGAAAUGGGAAAUUGAAACUGCAAGGUGUUCCUGAGACGCAGUCGCGGAUUGUCUGCUGCGACUACAGGGACACGCCGUUGGUUGAAGGCGGGAACAGGUACAACAAGAUCGUCUGUUUGGAGAUGGCUGAGCACGUUGGUGUCAGAAAGUUUGGCGCUUUCUUGCAGCAAGUAUACGACAUGCUAGACGAUGAGGGUAUUUUUUACUUGCAAUAUGCCGGAUUACGGAAGCCAUGGCAAUAUGAAGACUUGAUCUGGGGUCUUUUCAUGAACAAGUACAUCUUCCCCGGUGCAGACGCGUCGACGCCGCUGGACUUUGUGAUCUCUAAGUUGGAAGCGACUGGGUUUGAGACUGUUUCGGUUGACAAUAUCGGUGUUCACUAUUCUGCCACCAUCUGGAGAUGGUACAGAAACUGGAUCGGUAACAAGGACAAGGUCUUGGAAAAGUAUGGGAUCAGGUGGUUCCGCAUUUGGGAGUACUUCUUGAGCUACUCCACCAUUAUCUCGAGACAGGGUUCUGCCACCUGCUACCAGAUUGUACUAAGAAAAAAUAUUAACGCUCACCACCGUAUCGAAUACUUCGCGAAGCAGAAGGGCAUUCUAGGUCCAAUAGCGGAGGGCGUGGAAAACUGGUUCAAGUAA